Molecule: messenger RNA, 1338 nt
Organism: Neogale vison (American mink)
Lineage: Eukaryota; Metazoa; Chordata; Mammalia; Carnivora; Mustelidae
Gene: GJA3
Product: gap junction protein alpha 3
Exons: 1
Coding region: 1-1338 (445 amino acids)
Biological process (GO): visual perception; cell communication
Cellular component (GO): connexin complex; gap junction
Molecular function (GO): gap junction channel activity
Source: RefSeq, a predicted model, not a curated record
AUGGGCGACUGGAGCUUUCUGGGGAGACUAUUAGAGAACGCACAGGAGCACUCCACGGUCAUUGGCAAGGUUUGGCUGACGGUCCUGUUCAUCUUCAGGAUCCUGGUACUGGGCGCCGCAGCCGAGGAGGUGUGGGGAGACGAGCAGUCGGACUUCAUGUGCAACACGCAGCAGCCCGGCUGCGAGAACGUCUGCUACGACAAAGCCUUCCCCAUCUCCCACAUCCGCUUCUGGGUGCUGCAGAUCAUCUUUGUGUCCACGCCCACCCUCAUCUACCUGGGCCAUGUGCUGCACAUCGUGCGCAUGGAAGAGAAGAAGAAAGAGCGGGAGGAAGAGCUGCUGAAGAGCGACGGGUCGGCUGCACGCUGUGGGUCGGGCGGCCACAGCCAGAAGGAUAAACCACCGGUGAGGGAUGACCGGGGAAAGAUCCGAAUCGCCGGGGCCCUGCUCCGGACCUACGUCUUCAACAUCAUCUUUAAGACACUGUUCGAAGUGGGCUUCAUCGCUGGGCAGUACUUUCUGUACGGCUUUGAGCUGAAGCCGCUGUACCGCUGUGACCGGUGGCCCUGCCCCAACACAGUGGACUGCUUCAUCUCCAGGCCCACGGAGAAGACCAUAUUCAUCAUCUUCAUGCUGGCAGUGGCCUGCGUGUCCCUCUUACUCAACAUGCUGGAGAUCUACCACCUGGGCUGGAAGAAGCUUAAACAAGGGAUGACCAACUAUCGCUCAGACACCCCUGAAUCCAGGGUGGGGGCCACAAAACCUGGGGGUGUAAGCCCACUCCUUCUUCCCUCCCACUCGGCCCCGCCCACGGUUACCAUCGGAUUCCCGCCUUACUAUGCUCACUCUGCCUCUUCUCUGGGACAGGCCACAGGGGCGGGCUACCCCGGGGCCCCUCCACCAGCAACAGACUUUGACAUGGCAGCCCUGUCCAAGGCCCCUGGGAAGGACCACCCUGCCAAGUUCUACAACGGCAACCACCACCUGCUAAUGACAGAACAGAACUGGGCCAACCAGGAGGCUGAGCAGCAGACUUCUGCUAGGAAGGCCUCCCUUCCAGCUUCGGGUUCUGCAUCCCUGAGCCCUACAGGCAGCACCAAGGAGCUCCCUCAGGAGGGUGGUGUGGGAAGCAGUGCACCUGGCCUGUUGGAGAAUGGGAACGGCAGCAGCUUGGGAGAGAGCAAAUUGGAAGUGACUCCCGAUGAUGGAGAGGAGCAGCCAGUGACCACCGCAGUGGAGAUGCAUGUGCCUCCCUUGCUCCCAGCAGACCCCGGCCGAUCAAGCAAGGCUAGUAAGUCCAGUGGCGGUCGGGCCAGACCCAAUGACUUGGCCAUCUAG